UACAGUAUAAGAAUUUGAUAGCAAUUUUUGUAGCAUUAGAGCUUAUAUAAUAUCACAUAAUAGGUGUUACUGUCCAUGCCCGGCGAUAUUAUCGAUUAAUUGUUAUCAACAAAGUAUAGAUUUUUGCAACAUAUAAGGGAACAGUGCUGAUUAUCGCGUUGAAAAAUGUCUACGAAUCAGUUUAAAGAUGUCACGCAUUGUAUUUUUGAUAUGGAUGGAUUGUUGCUCAAAAUCUCAACAGACACGGAGAAGCUUUACUCCGAUGCCUUUAAUCGUAUCACCAAUCGUUACGGGAAAACGUUUACGUGGGAGCACAAGGCUAAAAUCAUGGGAUUCAAAACCACGGCGGUGGCGGAAGCGGUAGUAGAAAUGUUGUCUUUACCUUUAACGACCGAAGAAUUUCAAAACCAGGUAGUUAAAAUAUACCAAGAAAUAUUUCCUUCUGCCGAGCUAAUGCCAGGUGCGGAGAGUCUUUUGAGAUACCUGAAACGAAACAACAUUCCGUUCGCAUUAGCCACAAGUUCCAGUAGAGAGAAUUAUGAAUUGAAGACACAAAGAUGGAGAGAGGUAUUCGAUUUGUUUCACCAUAAGGUUCUCGGUGGCUCGGAUCCUGAAGUCAUCCACGGGAAACCAGCUCCAGACAUAUUUCUUGUCGCUGCGAAGCGAUUUCCUGACGAUCCUGAUCCCUCCAAGUGUCUGGUGUUUGAGGAUGCUCCGAAUGGAGUAAAAGCUGCCCAAAGCGCUGGAAUGCAAGUAGUUAUGGUUCCAGAUCCAAUGUUACCUAAACAAUACAUUGAAAAUCCAACACUAAUAAUAAAUAGUCUGGAAGAAUUUAAACCUGAAAUGUUUGGUUUACCAUCACGUAACACAUAACAUAUAUAUAUACAUAUAUUUCACAUGUAUAUAGAUAUAUAUAUAUAGCUUCUGAAAGAAAAAAUAGUUUAAUAUUCCAGUUAAAUCUAUAUUAAGGUAUGAAGAGACAUGUAUGAA
Colletes gigas is the source of this 990-nucleotide messenger RNA. RefSeq names its product pseudouridine-5'-phosphatase. The transcript is spliced from 4 exons. Gene Ontology annotation, molecular function: phosphatase activity. The record is from RefSeq and is a predicted model, not a curated record. NCBI's taxonomy places the organism in Eukaryota, Metazoa, Arthropoda, Insecta, Hymenoptera, Colletidae. Bases 166 to 873 code for a protein of 235 amino acids.